Molecule: messenger RNA, 750 nt
Organism: Melopsittacus undulatus (budgerigar)
Lineage: Eukaryota; Metazoa; Chordata; Aves; Psittaciformes; Psittaculidae
Product: noggin-like
Exons: 1
Coding region: 1-750 (249 amino acids)
Biological process (GO): dorsal/ventral pattern formation; negative regulation of BMP signaling pathway; osteoblast differentiation
Source: RefSeq, a predicted model, not a curated record
AUGGACGGAGCACAUCGGCGCUGCCUCCUCCUCCUCCUGCUCUGCCUGCUCCCACAGCAGAGCAUCCCAGGCCCGCCGCCACCUCUGGCUGAACCCCAGGAGCCGCCGCUGCCGCCGUCGGGCACCGCUGACCCCAGUGCCCGCAUCCUGCGCGGCCGCCCCUCGGCCCCGGUGCGGCCGUACAGCCUCUCGCUCUCACCUGAGGACUACCACUACUACCCCAAGCCGCGGCACCUGCGGCACGGGCAGCUGCGCCGGCUGCUGGGCUCAGCCUUCGACCCGUUUUGGAUGGCCACCGCGGAGCCGCGCCGCCGCAACAGCAGCAUCCUCGAGGACACCCUGGAGACCCAGAGCCGGGACCUGGCGGACGGCGCCGGGCGCUACCGCCGCAAGCUGUGGCGAGAGGCUGAGGGGCUGGAGCUGCCCGCGCUGGUGCCCCCUGAGCUGCAGGGCGCCGUGUCCCACAGCCUGCGGCAGUGGCUGGUGGAGCAGGCUGCCUGCCGCCUCACCUCCUCAUGGGUUGACCUGGGAGCUGUGUUCUGGCCGCGCUGGGUGCGCCACACUGCCUGCGAGACCGGGCCCCGCAGCUGCUCCUGGCCCCCCGGCAUGGGCUGCCGCCCCGCACAGCUCACACACAUCAAGCUGCUGGCCUGGCACUGCUGGGCAGUGCAGCAACCCGGGCCCCCGCGCUGCGCAUGGCGGCAGAUCCCGUACCCGGUUGUGGCCGCCUGCAAGUGCUCCUGCCGCUGA